UCCCCGCGUGUCCGCUCGUGUCCCGCAGCCUGCAGGCGCUCCGCCCAGACACCAGGGGGCGCCAGAGGCCGCUCGUGCCGCACGGGGAGCGCUCGUGCCCCUCCAUAGCAACGGCACGGACGCCAUGGCCGCCGCGGAGCCGUUGUCUCCCGCCGAGGCCGAGGCGCUGGUUCGGGCCUUGCGGGGCACCGAGCUGCGGGACGCCGGCGGGACGGGGUGGCUUCGGCAGCACGAGUGCGUGGACAAGCUGAACAUGCACGCCAUCCUGAGCGCCUCUGCCGGCCGGGAGCAGCUCCUCAUCGAGCUGCUGGUCAGCCACUGCAAGAUUCCUGUUCUCAUCGGAGAGCUGAUCACAGUGGAGGUCUGGAAGCACAAGGUCUUUCCCGUGCUGUGCCGGCUGGAGGAUUUCCACCCAAGCAGCACUUUCCCCAUCUACGUGGUGCUGUAUCACGAAGCCUCCAUCAUCAACCUCCUGGAGACGGUGUUUUUUCACAAGGAGAUCUGUGAGUCGGCAGAGGACAGCAUUCUGGAUUUAAUUGAUUACUGUCACCGAAAACUGACCCUGCUCGUGGCUCGAAGUGCCAGCAGACAGCCAGGGACCCAGCAGGAGCUUCAUCCGGAGGAGCUGGCCAGCCCUCCGUCCAUGCAGGAGCUACAGAAGCAGGCGGAGAUGAUGGAGUUUGAGAUUUCCCUAAAAGCACUGUCUGUGCUGCGGUUCAUCACUGACCAGGUGGGCAGUUUGCCGCUGAGUGCGCUGACACGGAUGCUGAACACUCACAACCUGCCCUGCCUCCUCAUCGAGCUGGUGGAGCACUGCCCAUGGAGCUGCCGUGAAGCAGGCAAGUUGAAGAAGUUUGACAAUGGUGCCUGGCACGUGGUGCCCCCAGAAGACCAGAUGAAGAUGACUAAACUCGAUGGGCAGGUGUGGCUUGCCCUCCUCAACCUCCUGCUCAGCCCCGAAUGCCAGCAGAAGUACCACUUUGAUGGCUUCAACAAGAGCCAGCUCCUGAAGCUCCGUGCGUUCCUGACCGACGUGCUCCUGGACCAGCUGCCCAACCUGGUGGAGAUGCAGAGAUUUCUGAGCCACCUGGCAGUGACAGACCCAGCUCCCCCAAAGAAGGAUCUUGUUCUGGAGCAGGUGCCUGUCAUCUGGGACCACAUCCUCAAGAAGAACAAGGGCAAGUGGGAGGCCAUCGCCAAGCACCAGGUGAAACACGCCUUCAGCCCCACUGAGGAAGAGCUGAAGUUCCAGGCACGCAGGUGGGCUCAGACCUACAGCCUGGACAUGCUGGAGGCUCUCGCCCCCGACAAACCCCGCUGCCGGGUGUGCGGGGUGGAGGCGGCCAAGCGCUGCUCCCGCUGCAGGAACGAGUGGUACUGCACACGGGCGUGCCAGGUCCAGCACUGGCAGAAGCAUCGCACUGCCUGCGACCUGCUGGCACAGGCACCGGGCACUGCGGGCACACAGUGAGCAGGGCAGGGGCUGAUUGUCCUUGGAGAGAUGCCCGCAGGUUCGCAGCCUCGUGGGGCUCAGCCUCCCCGUCCCCCCCACACAACACCCCCACACAACACCCCCGCUCCUGCUGCACCCCGCGGGGGCUCAGCUCCCCCUCCUGUCUCCUCUUUGAAGAAAUAAACCACUUCCUCCCCUCCCUCGCACCCAGCGA
Messenger RNA from Coturnix japonica (Japanese quail), 1667 nucleotides. RefSeq names its product zinc finger MYND-type containing 10 (gene ZMYND10). Gene Ontology annotation, cellular component: cytoplasm; centriolar satellite. The record is from RefSeq and is a predicted model, not a curated record. Gene Ontology annotation, biological process: outer dynein arm assembly; motile cilium assembly; inner dynein arm assembly. Lineage: Eukaryota; Metazoa; Chordata; Aves; Galliformes; Phasianidae.